GUGCCGGCGCCGCGGGGCUACGCGCUGUGGCACGCGGAGCCGCGGCACGCGGCCGCCGUGCUGGAGGCGCUCCGCGCCUUCCACCUGGACGGGCUCUUCACGGACGUGGCGCUGCAGAGCGGCUCGGGGCGCCUCCUGCACUGCCACCGCGCCCUGCUCGCCGCCUGCAGCAGCUACUUCAGGGCCAUGUUCACCGCCGACAUGAAGGAGAAGUCCAAAAAGCACGUGCGGCUGCCGGGGCUGAGCCACGCCGUCCUGGAAGCGCUCGUGAACUACGCGUACACGGCGCAGAUCCACAUCACGGAGAGGAACGUGCAGAGCCUGCUGGAGGCCGCCGAUCUCCUGCAGUUCGUGGCCGUGAAGAAAGCCUGUGAGCGGUUCCUGGUCAGGCGCCUGGACACGGACAACUGCAUCGGGAUGCACUCCUUCGCCGAGUACCACCACUGCUCCGAGCUGGAGAAGGAGUCGCGGCGGAUACUGCUGGGGCAGUUCGAGGAUGUGUGGAAGCAGGAGGAAUUUCUGGACGUUGGCAAGGAGCAGCUCUUCUUUAUUCUCUCCCAAGAGAACCUCAACGUUUGGCAAGAGAAGACAGCCAUCGAAGCCGUCGUUAAGUGGGUUGCGCACAACGUGGAAGAAAGAAUCGAGGACAUCUGUGAGCUGCUGAGCUGCGUCAAAAUAGACUUGAACAGCGCGUAUUUAAGAUCAGCUCUAAGUAUACAGAAAAAAUGCCGGCUAAACGAUAGUAAGAUCAGGGCACUCGUGUACAACGCGCUGAACCCCAACCCCAAAGGCCUUCCCAAAAGGCCCACAGCAGUCAUGUAUGUGAUCGGAGGGUAUUACUGGCAUCCCUUAUCAGAAGUGCAUGUUUGGGACCCUUUAACCAAUGCCUGGGUGCAGGGGACGGACAUGCCAGAUCACGCCAGGGAGAGUUACGGGGUCACCAACUUGGGACCCAACAUUUAUGUGACAGGGGGUUACAAAACUGAGAGCAUCGAGGCCCUAGACACCGUGUGGAUCUAUAACAGUGAGCAAGACGAGUGGACAGAAGGCUGCCCCAUGCUUGAUGCCAGAUACUAUCACUGCGCCGUGUCCCUGGGGGGCUGCAUCUACGCGCUGGGUGGCUACAGGAAGGGAGCUCCCGUGCAAGAAGCCGAGUUCUACGAUCCUUUAAAAAAGAAAUGGGUGCCCAUUGCAAACAUGAUCAAAGGAGUUGGAAACGCCACCGCCUGCGUCCUGCACGAGAUCAUCUACGUGACCGGAGGCCACUACGGCUACAGGGGAAGCUGCACCUACGACAAGAUCCAGAGGUACCAUUCAGGCAGCAACGAGUGGAGCGUAGUCGCUACAAGCCCACAUCCAGAAUAUGGCUUGUGUUCAAUUACGUUACAAAACAAGAUCUAUUUUGUGGGUGGACAGACCACGAUCACGGACUGCUAUGACCCCGAGCAGAAUGAGUGGAAGCAGAUGGCUCCCAUGGUGGAGAGGAGGAUGGAGUGUGGUGCCGUGGUCCUGAACGGAUGCAUCUAUGUAACGGGAGGAUAUUCCUAUUCAAAAGGAACGUACCUACAGAGUAUUGAGAAAUACAACCCUGAACUUAACGUAUGGGAAGCAGUAGGUAACCUCCCCAGUCCUAUGCGCUCACAUGGCUGUGUUUGUGUGUAUAAUGUCUAAAAAGAUUUAAGAUUAAAAAAGAUCUGCUGUUACAGAAAAGAGCAAAUACACAGUAUUCAUAGUAAUACUGAUUACCUCGUUGAUCAGAUGUCUAACAUAAUCCUCUAGGUGAUUUUCAUAAAAAACUGUGGAUAUCUUGUAUUUAUUUUAAAUGAUUUAUACGUGAUUCACAGAUUCAUAUUCAUAUCGAUUCAAGGAUUCACGGGUUUAUAGAUUCAAAGAUAAAUGCAGUAACAAUAUUUUAAUAUAUUUUCAGUGCAAACAGUCUUGGUCAUAGAAGUUUUUGAAUGAUUUUCUUACAAUCCUUUCUGUAGCUACAUAGGAAUGACUGUGAAAAAAUGUAUUUGUUUUCAUUAAUACCUGUGUGGGACUAUAGUCUGGUGCUAAGGUGAGUAAAACCAAAGGAAAUACACUAUAUUUCAGGGGACUAAUGGGCUUAAGAUGAAAUCUCUGAUACUCUGAAAAUAGUUACAGAAAUUGUUGAUUGUCACAGCACAAGCAUGUGAUACAUGCACAGCAGUAUCACUUUGAGGACUGGCUUACCCCAUCCAGAACUAUCAGGCAAUUACUCUCCAAAUCUAAUUAUUCCUGUAAAUCUGAUUUAAGAUGCUGAAAUCAGAGGAAUGCAUGAGGGAAGAAAUGGCACGUGGCAGCCCAGCAGCACAAAGAAAAUGUGUGUUAGUUUUCCUGAAGCCAAGAAGUGAACUGCAGAAGUUCACCAUUUUAAAAAUACAAUUUUCACACUGAAAGGGCCUUUGGGAAGUGAAAAUAAAGAAGUCUCUCCAUUGCUUUGUGAUGGGCUCUUCGCUGAUUCACAGGUAUUGCUGACUAAUUUAUGAGAAAAGCCUUACUGUGAUAGCUGUCUUUGCAGUUGUGUUUAAGAUGUGUGUCUUCAGGGAAUGGAAAGAGCAAAGGAGAAAGACUGGAAUAUCCCUAAAAUCUUUCCCAAGAUACAGACAUCUCUGUGUUAUUUAAUACCACUCUCUCUUUUCCAAAGUGCUAAAGUGUGACUUGGAAGAAAAGCAACAAACGAAGAAACUUGUCCAAAAAUUAUACAUGUAGCAAUUUAAUGCUAAUUAGUCCACGGGAUUUAUUUUGUUCUUUCCAUCUGCGGUGUGGGAACUUUGCCUCCUGUCUAGAGGACUGCUCGACGUGGGCAGAAGGAUUGUGGCUUUCCCAGCUCUGCCCUGCAGUCUGGGGCCGGCGGAAAGCAGCAUCCCUCU
Molecule: messenger RNA, 2894 nt
Organism: Nothoprocta perdicaria
Lineage: Eukaryota; Metazoa; Chordata; Aves; Tinamiformes; Tinamidae
Gene: KLHL23
Product: kelch like family member 23
Exons: 3
Coding region: 187-1671 (494 amino acids)
Molecular function (GO): protein binding
Source: RefSeq, a predicted model, not a curated record